Podarcis muralis (Common wall lizard) is the source of this 3031-nucleotide messenger RNA. Its product is annotated as tripartite motif-containing protein 10-like. Gene Ontology annotation, molecular function: zinc ion binding; protein binding. Lineage: Eukaryota; Metazoa; Chordata; Lepidosauria; Squamata; Lacertidae. The record is from RefSeq and is a predicted model, not a curated record.
ACAUUUCCACAGUCCAGGAACCCCUCUCACAGUAGCCAGCAGGGCAUCUCUCUGAAGCCCACAGGUUUUCUCUUCUAGACCAGGCAGAGAUCCAUGUUGCUUUCCCUCGGAUCUCAUAGCGAGUGACACAAGGAGAGCCAGCCCAACUCAAGCACCAAAGGCAACCUUGGGAGCAGUGGAAAGGAAAUGGGGGAGGAGAGAAACAGUGUUCAAAAUUGAAACUAUUUUGCAAAAAAAACCACAGAAAAGGGGAAGCAUCACUUCCUCUCAUUUGCAACGAAUUCAUGGUGGAUGCCAUUGCUCUGCAGUCCAAGCUUCCCUUUCUAUCAACAAAGCCGCAAACUCUUCACCCACUAUGGCCUCAGCAUCACCAUCUGUGGACAUGGACCAGGACGCCUUGUGUCCCAUCUGCAAGGACUACCUCACAGAUCCAGUGACUUUGGACUGUGGACACAACUAUUGUCAGGGCUGCGUCACCAGUUAUUGCAAGAUAUGGGAAGAACAGGCUAUGGGGCACUUGGAGUGUCCCAUCUGCAGAGCCCAAAUGCAGAGAGGGAGUUUCCGCCCCAAUUGGCAGCUGGCAAGUAUAGUAGAAAAAAUUAAACUCCUGCAGUUAAAUAAAGGGGGAAAGGAUAUGUGUGUGAAACACAAGAAGUACCUUGAACUGUUCUGCAAAGAAGAUGAAAAAUUGGUUUGUGUGGCUUGUGAACGAUCCCCAGAACACAAAUCGCACACUGUGGUGCUUGAGGAAGAGGCUGCCCAGGAAUACAAGGGACUGAUCUGCAGCCAUCUGGAGAUUCUGAGAAAAGAGAGAGAAACAAUUCUGGCCUAUCAAGCUGACACGGAAAAAGAAAGCCAAGAUCUCCUUAAAUUAACAGAAACUGAGAGGCAGAAGAUAGUGGAGAAGUUCAGAAAACUGUACCGGUUUCUUGAAGAACAAGAAGUAGACCUGCUGAAUCAGAUUGAAGAAGUGGAGAAGGAGAUUGAAGGGAGAAGAGAUGAGCAGCUGGCCAGACUCUCCAGGGAACUCUCCUCUCUUAAAAAGCUCAUCCAGGAGAUGGAGGAGAAGAGUCAGCAGGCAGCAAGUGAACUCCUGCAGGAUGUGAGAAGCACCUUGCAGAGAUAUGAGAGAAGAGAGAGACUGCAGAAUCUACUGGCUUUCCCCCUAAAGCUAAAAUGGAAGGCCUCCAGAUUUUGUGAUGUGAAUCUCCAUCUGGAGGACGUGAUAAAGCAGUUCAAAGAUGCUGUGUUAUUCAAACUACAGUUUCAGAAAGCAAAUGUCACUCUGGAUCCAGACACAGCCCAUGCCAGGCUCAUCCUGUCCGAGGAUCAGAAAAGCGUGAGAAGGAGAGGCAAAAAGCCACGCCUGCCUAACAAUCCUGAGAGGUUCAGCAACGGGCCUUGUGUGUUGGGACGUGAGGGAUUCACAGCAGGCAGACAUUUCUGGGAAGUCACUGUGGGAAGUGAGGGAGAAUGGGUUGUGGGGAUCGCUAGGGAGUCUGUGAGGAGAAAGGACAACUUUGCCUUUUGUCCUGAGGGAGGGAUCUGGGCUGUGGAGAAGUGGGGAGGGAAAUACUUGGCUUGCACCUCCCCUGUUUCCCACCUCUCCCUGAGGGAGGAGCCCAGGAGGAUCCGGGUGACUCUGGACUAUGAAGGGGAACGUGUGUCUUUUUUUGACGCUGCCUCAGGAGCCGAACUCUACACAUUCUCAGGGGCCUCGUUCUCCGGAGAGACCCUCCUCCCUUUCUUUUAUCUGUGGGGAAAUAAAACCCACCUCAGGAUCUCCUGAAGAAACUAAAUCUGCCUCACAGGCCCAGUUGAAGUUGGGGAUGAUAGGAGUUGAAUUACAACAACAUCUCGAGGGCCACAGGCUUCUCUCCCCUCUCUAACCAAAGUGAGAUACCUGAACAAAGAAACGACCUUUCGUUCCCCACUGUAUGUAUGAAUGGAAAACCUAAUGAGAACUUAUUUAAUUGGUCCCCCCCCAAAAAAAAUACUCACACACCAGCAGCAUUUUAUUUAAUGAUAACAACAAAUUAUUGAGCGCUUGCCCUUAUCACUGAGGUACUUUUUUCAAAUUUCUCACAUCACCCCAAAGAAAAAGUCCACAUCUUCCUAGUGCAUAAUUUAGAAAUGAAGCCUUGAACCCAAGUAGCAACCCUGAAAUGAAAAAGCAGCUACAUUCGUGGGUGGGGGACACCAUGGCUUUUGUUGAGAUGCCUGCCCUGUUCAUGAUCUGAGCUCCAGCCUCCAAGGCUUUGCUAUUUCUUUAAAAAUAGAAAAAAAAUAAUCAUUGUGUUUUUCUCUCUUCCCUCAACACCCUGCUUCACGAACCUUUCUAGAAAGGAGAGCAUCCCUAGGAUGUAAUUCCUAGUGUGGGUUUUUUGUUUUUGGAUGCUUGCCGAAAGGAAUGCAGAAGAGGGAAAUCUAUUUUCAUAGGUCUGACCUUGGAAACUUUAGCUUAGGCACCUAGUGCACUUUACCACUUCAGACUGCAGCAAGGAAAAUCCAUUUUUUGAAACGUUCCUUUAUGUUAAAAAAGGCCCUGCACAUAGAAACCUAGUACAAUAGAGAGCAAGCUUGGCCAGAAUCAUUCUUCCUGAUGUGCUAGAUUUUUACUUGCAUGGAGGGUUCUCGUCUAAAAUAAAUUAAAACAAAGAAUCAAAAAGGACAUGCCCUACCUUCAAUUUGCCCAGGACGAGGGUAGCGCUGUGGUCUAAACCACUGAACCUCUUGGGCUUGCCAACUGUAAGGUUGGCAGUUUGAGUCUUUUCACUGAGGGCAUCCUUCCCAUCCAUGAUAACUUCAACCUGGACCAAUUUUUGAAAUCUUUCUUUCUUUUUCAGGAUAAUCUUUAUUGGUUUUUCUGUUACAUACUACACAUCCACAUAUUGUAUUACAUUUUACAUUUAUACUUGCACCUAGGAGCUGACUUCCCUCCUUCCUUCUUGUGGCUUUUUUAUAUCGCCUCUAAAUUUUUUGCAUUGUCUUUAUCUAUUUUGUAUAUUGUUGUUCUUCUUCCACAUUUGUC